AUGAAAUUCCGAGGAUCGCCUGUACGCCCAGUCCGUUACACGGAGCCAACUAGUACGUUUGCUUCGGAGGUGCCUCUGGUACCAGACAGCCGUAACAGGUUGCUGGUGGACCUCGAAGCAAGGGGGUCCAGACUAGCUGACACUGCCUCAGGCGCAUUGUACCGUGUUCUGUCGGGCUGUGUACGAAGGCUGUACGGGGAAGUACAGACAGCGUCUUCACUGUACGGCUAUAUUGAUUGUGACCGCGGAACUGGGCUGACUAGGGCUGCCUCGGGAAGUCGAAAUAUCUCGGGGAAGCCGGGGCCUCGGAAGGAAAAUACUGUUUCAGCAGAGCCAAAUCUGCCCACUGGCCAACAGUCCAGUGUAGAACCAGGUGCUCUCUAUCCGGCGAGUCAGUUAGUAGACCCUUGGAAGCUUCUACAGAGGACUGUAUCGUGGCUUCCACGGCUUUCGUUAACAUGGCUAGGAUGGAUACAAGAACUGGAAGUCACAUUUAAGGCUUUUACAGGUGACCUUGCAAAGGUUGAUCAGGCAUUUGGAGGUGUUUCCCCGUCUGUAACACCAUGCAAGGUUGGCUACGAUCAAGGACCUGAUUGCUCUUCUCAACGACCUCACGAAGUUUCUGUCAGGGGUCCACCCUACUGCGAAGACAUUCCUUGCCGCCAAAAUGGAGAGGAUAGGGGGCGGAGACCGGGACGGCCCAAUUGCUCACUUUUGAAGGAGCCAUGCGCGUGGCACUUGAGACUGCGCUUCUACCAGGUGCUCGACUGGCAGCACCGCAUUUUCUCCUACCUAUACGACGACAUCGUUAGGUGGGAACCAACCCGUCAGCUUGCCUGGAAAGACCAGAUUUCACAAGGGCCCUGGGGACGAGCUGAGACAAGCAGCUGUGGUACCAGCCAGUUUGAUGGCAACCUUGGGGCUCUUAAAGAAAUGACGGCCAGAAGCUGGCGUUUGCACUCGAGGUUUCUGGGAGGAAUUCAUGUAUCAUUGAGGCAUAUGCUGUUUUCUCUAAACGCCAGAUUCUUGAGGGCUGAGUUUGAUGUUAAACGGAAAGUCGGCGGGUUUACGGCGGCUGCCUCUCCUCUUAUCCCGAAAGGGACGCCGACCCGAUAUGUUAGCCGCGUGCUGAAGCAGGCACUGCAAGAUCCACAGCAGUAUCACUCACCGAGCGGCUGCGGGAAGUCUCUACAUGAAGAAAUACAUAAGGCGGCAACGGUAGGGGGGGGGAGAGGAGGGUAUGAUCAAAUCUUUAAAAGGCGUCCCCAAAAGCAUGGCAGCAGCUACACUUUAUGCCCCCAAUCCAUCGCGAAUAGGCCAACAAGCGCGCCCGAACCAGCAGGACCAGCAGUAGCAAUGACCGAGAAGGCGGCACCUGAAAAUUCAGUGCACUGUAACUGGGUAUGGGCCUUAUUCAAAGCUUUAGGUGUUGGAGUAUUCAGUGGAUGUGCUGUCUUGGGAGCUGUUGCUGACGGAAUACGAGCGCUGUUGUGGCUGUAUGGCCGGGUGCACCAGCUUGGAAUUGUCUUAUCUGCUGCUGGUCAUGUGGCCUCUGAGGCAGCCAACGCACUAUGGAUGAUUUUAGAAGAGGACUGGGCUUCGUCUCCAUUUCUUUUGCCCCAGCCCCUUUGGGGUGGAGGGAUGCGCGAGAGGGGAGAAACGCCCAACAAACUUACAGAGGCAGAUGCGGAAGCUCAAAAGCUGCCGCGGUUUGCUGUUUCUCCUCCCAGAUUUGGGUCCGACUGCGGAGGCACUCUGUUUAAGAUUGUAUCGGACAAGCACAGGUCUGCCCUGGCGACAAUGAGUCGUAACGUGGCUGCAUCUCUUGCGCUGCUUCGUAUCCCUGCAACAGCCCAUGGCCGUCACUUCAAAUGCCCAGAAAAUAUUCUCUCCAUAUGGCGAAAAAGCCGCUCUGCGUCUAACUCCGGUCAGUGCAGUAUGAACACAGGAGGCGCUGUUUAUCUGUCUUGGCUGAACCACCGCACCGCAGCAGAGGAAGGGCAGGAAGCAGAAGGUGCAGAGUUGCUUGGCAUUUUGCCCCUGAUACUUCGACACCUGCGGACUGCAUCUGAGGAAGGCGAAAAGCUGGAGAGAUCGCUGCGGUUUACAGAAGAGAAGGUUGAAAGCUUUCAAAACUGUACCAUUGCAAGGACGUCGGAGGACCUUCCGGUUCAACCGUCGGAGAGGGAUUUGCAUUCUGAAGAGCCAGAACAACCACUGCAGGCAACCGUUUCUGAGCCUGUGCAAUGCUUCGAGAUCUACACGGCUGUUGGGCAAGAUUCUCUAACUAAUAAAUGCAGAUUCCAAGAAGAAGAAGGAGUGAAGGAAGCCUUCGCUGAAGGUGACCCAGCUGUGCGAGAGCGCAGUCAAAUUACUCUACGAGAGCUAGAGCUGAGACUGAAAAGAAAGGAAAGGGAACGACAGUGCAUCCCUCGUGUGUUGAAGGAACUCUCAGUAGUUGCAGCCGACAGCGCAGAUGGAUGUGAAAGCGGGAAAGCAGAAGACGGUGCAGUAGUUCGUCUUGUGACGCGAGGCAGCGGUGAAGCGUGCAGCUGUUCUCCACCAGAGUCACCCACGACAAGCAGGGCUUCGUCUGUAGGGGGGGACACGCAGAACGAUCAGGAGGUGGUGGCUCCUGGUUCGUAUGUUACAGGUGACCUGAAUGCCCAGGAAGCAUUACAUCAGGGUUGUGUUGGAGUCUCACCAGUGCAGGCAAAGCACACUGUGCUCGAGGCUUUAAGCCAACCACAGGAGACGUGCAUAUUCCCAGAUGUAGAUAUUAUAGACAACGAACAAGCAGCAUUUCGAAUCUGCCGAGAGAAAUUCAAGGGGCCCUCCACACGGGGCGUCGCCUUUAUGCCUGAGACUCUGGUGACUCAGUCCCUCAUGUCACAAUUACGAGGUGUUCUCAAGAGCCAGAAAAGGACACACACUGUGUUGACCUCCACAGAAGCAUCUUCAGGGACACAUCAGGGAUCCAAUUCAGUUACAUUCGGCGACUGCAUAGCGGACGAAGAGUGGAGCGCAUGCGACGUUGUUGAAGGGCCGAGCUGUGCUGGAGAAAUUCCGACCUGGGUGGAAGCCCCCUCUGAUUCGGGGGACAGUGGAGUGGUUAGUCCGAAGGGACAGGGGCGAAGCUCCAUGCAGUAUCCUGACGGUGGAACUACUGGUGAAUCUGGGUGCCCUGUGGAUGGUUCUCCUUCAUGUCCGAGUGGGAACGGCUAG
Eimeria maxima is the source of this 3225-nucleotide messenger RNA. RefSeq lists its product as hypothetical. The transcript has 2 exons. The coding region runs from base 1 to 3225 and encodes 1074 amino acids. Lineage: Eukaryota; Apicomplexa; Conoidasida; Eucoccidiorida; Eimeriidae. The record is from RefSeq and is a predicted model, not a curated record.